AUUACAAACAUGACUUCAGUUUGUUUUCUGGAUUACACGUCUAUAUGGUGCUAUUUUAAAACGUUAAGAGGACGUAACCAGUACUGUCAGAUGAACUCAAACUCCUCCUUCACUCACUCGCACAAAAAGAGACAACUCACGACAGCAUUAGAACUCUGUUUCAAGAUUAAGAGAAGUUGUGUACACGAAACGCAUCUGAACCUCACUAUAGAAGCCAACAUGAAGAAACUACUUUUGGAUGUUGAUUCUGGGGUGGAUGAUGCUCAGGCUAUUAUGAUGGCUUUGGCAGUGCCAGAUGUACAGAUCCUGGGCAUCACCUGCGUUAGUGGAAACACUGAAGUAGAUAAUGUGUGCAAGAAUGUCCUGCGCAUCCUGAAAGUUUGCAAGCGUCUGGAGAUUCCUGUAUUCCGUGGAGCAUUUAAAUCACUCUUGGGUGAGACCAUCAGUGCUGGAGAGUUCCAUGGGAAAGAUGGACUUGGAGAUGCCCCAGACCCAGACGCUCCUGGUUUGGAUCUCAUCCAGGCAGAGGGGGCCGUGUCAGCAAUGAUUCGAAUUGUCAAUGAGAAUCUUGGGGAGGUAUCUCUAGUGGCCACGGCUCCACUGACCAAUCUGGCUUUGGCAGUGAAACUUGAGCCCUCAAUCGGCCAGAAACUCAAAGGGCUUUACAUUAUGGGUGGAAACACAGAUUCUCGUGGGAACACCACUAUGUGUGGAGAAUUCAACUUUGCAGUUGAUCCAGAAGCAGCUUACAUUGUUCUAAAUGAAUUCCUUUGCAAAACGUACAUUGCAACCUGGGAGUUCACCUGUCGAAGUAAACUACCUUGGGAAUUCUGUGAUGACUGGCUGGCCCAGGACACGGAUAAGGCUCGUUUCAUGAAGCAGAUCUUUAAGCACAGCAUGGAGAACAGCCACAGUGAGAGGGUAGAGAAUGAACUGGUGGAUGGCCAGGGCUUCAUCUCCUGUGAUUCAUAUGCCAUGGCAGCAGCCAUAGAUGAGAAAUAUAUUGUUGAAACUGACCAUAAAGCCGUAACGGUAGAGCUUGCAGGCAAUUAUUGCAGAGGAAUGAUGGUUGUAGAUCAUCUUGAGCUUAUGAAAAAAACUCACAAAGUCCAAAUCCUUAAGAAGGUGGACUUGGAGAAGUUUAAAAUGCUUAUGAUGAAUGCUUUAAAAUAACUGUGAAUUUGUACGUUAGUAGCAUCAUGGCCAUACAUGUCAUUUUAAUACUGUCUUUUUAAUACUGUCUUUUUGUAAUCAGGGGCUAGGCAUUACAUUUUUAUAAAUAAUGUAAUAAAUGUACACGAUUGCCUUGUUUUUAUGUACGAUUCUACGCUUAUCUACAUCAAUAAUCAUUAAAAU
Molecule: messenger RNA, 1356 nt
Organism: Triplophysa dalaica
Lineage: Eukaryota; Metazoa; Chordata; Actinopteri; Cypriniformes; Nemacheilidae
Exons: 6
Coding region: 10-1173 (387 amino acids)
Molecular function (GO): hydrolase activity, hydrolyzing N-glycosyl compounds
Source: RefSeq, a predicted model, not a curated record